Aspergillus alliaceus is the source of this 3148-nucleotide messenger RNA. RefSeq names its product 5-methyltetrahydropteroyltriglutamate--homocysteine S-methyltransferase. Lineage: Eukaryota; Fungi; Ascomycota; Eurotiomycetes; Eurotiales; Aspergillaceae. Bases 382 to 2706 code for a protein of 774 amino acids. The record is from RefSeq and is a predicted model, not a curated record. The transcript is spliced from 4 exons. Gene Ontology annotation, molecular function: 5-methyltetrahydropteroyltriglutamate-homocysteine S-methyltransferase activity; zinc ion binding.
GCUUUGCAACCUCUCACUGGUCGGCGGACCGGCGUAAGAUACGGGGGGAGGAAAUGCCCCUCCAUAAAUACACCCCCUCCAUUGGCCGAUUUACUUGAUCUUUUCAUGUCAUAAUCGUUUUCCCCUCCAUCGAUUCCCCAACUCACAUAUUAUUUAUUUCUUCCUCUUCCCUCCCCCAUUUCUCUUCCUCUUCUCUUCUCUCUCAUUCCCUUUCUCCCCUCAUCUGUCCCCUUCGACCUGUUCAAGAGACGGUGACUGUCUCUUGUGUCUUGAUCUCUCUUCUCUUCACUUUUUUCUUUUGACAAGGACUCCUCUUGUCCUCUUCUCUACCUCCCUCAUACUUUUUUCUCCCUUAGUCCGUGCUCCCAUAUAUCUAUCAAGAUGGUUCAAUCCUCCGUCUUGGGUUUCCCUCGUAUGGGAAAGCUUCGUGACCUCAAGAAGGCCACUGAGGCGUACUGGGGUGACAAGAUCUCUCGUGAUGAGCUCUUGAAGGAGGGAAAGAGACUCCGUCUAGAGCACUGGAAGAUCCAGAAGGAUGCCGGUGUCGACAUCAUCCCCAGCAAUGACUUUGCUUUCUACGAUCAGGUCCUUGAUCACAUCCAGAUGUUCGGUGUCAUCCCCGAGAGAUACAGCAAGUACAACCUGCACCCCGUUGACGAGUACUUCGCCAUGGGCCGUGGUCUCCAGAAGCCUGCCAAGGAUGGCCAGGCCGCCAUUGAUGUCCCUAGUUUGGAAAUGGUCAAGUGGUUUGACUCCAACUACCACUACGUCAAACCUACCCUCCAAGACAACCAGACCUUCAAGCUAGCUGAACAGCCCAAGCCUGUUGUUCAGUUCCUUGAGGCCAAGGAGGCCGGCGUUAUCACUCGUCCCGUCAUCCUGGGACCUGUUUCGUUCUUGACCCUUGCCAAGGCUGACCGUGGUCAGACCGUGGACCCCAUCUCCAAGAUUGACGAGCUCCUCCCUGUCUACGUUGAGCUCCUCCAGAAGUUGAAGGAGGCUGGUGUUGAGGAUGUUCAGAUUGACGAGCCCGUCCUCGUCUUUGACCUCCCCGCCAAGUCCAAGGCUGCCUUCAAGCCCGCCUACGAGAAGCUGGGUGCUCUCGGUGGCAAGGCCCCUCGUAUUGUCCUCGCCACCUACUUCGGUGACAUUGUUCACAACAUUGAUGUUCUUCCUGCCCUUCACAACCUCUACGGUAUUCACGUCGACCUUGUCCGCAAUCCUGAGCAACUCGACACCGUCGUUGGCGCCCUAGGCCCCAAGCAGAUCCUCUCUGCUGGUGUUGUUGACGGUCGUAAUAUCUGGAAGACCAACUUCAAGGCCGCCAUCGAGAAGGUUGAACUGGCUAUCCAGAAGCUUGGCAAGGACCGUGUUAUCGUUGCCACUUCCAGCUCCCUCCUCCACGUUCCCCACACCCUCGAGAGCGAGAAGAACCUUGACGCCGAAGUGCGUGAUUGGUUCAGCUUCGCUGUCGAGAAGACCAGCGAAGUCGUUGUCAUUGCCAAGGCUGUCACCGAGGGCCCUGCUGCCGUCCGCGAGCAGCUCGAGGCCAACGCCAAGUCUGUCCAGAGCCGGGCCUCGUCCAGCCGCACCAAUGACCCCAAGGUCAAGGAGCGCCAGGCUGCCGUCACCGAGGAGAUGCACAACCGCAAGUCUGCUUUCCCCGUCCGUCUUGCUGAGCAGACCAAGACCAUCAACCUUCCUCUCUUCCCCACUACCACCAUCGGAUCCUUCCCUCAGACCAAGGAGAUCCGUAUCCAGCGUAACAAGUUCACCAAGGGUGAAAUCACUGCUGAGCAGUACGAGAAGUUCAUCGAGAAGGAGAUCGAGGAUGUUGUCAAGAUCCAGGAGGAGCUCGACUUGGAUGUCUUCGUCCACGGUGAGCCUGAGCGUAACGACAUGGUCCAGUACUUCGGUGAGCGUCUCACUGGUUACGUUUUUACCACCCACGCCUGGGUCCAGAGUUACGGAUCUCGUUGCGUGCGUCCCCCGAUCGUUGUCGGCGACAUCUCUCGUCCUGCCGCUAUGACUGUCAAGGAGUCCAAGUAUGCCGUUUCGAUCUCCAAGAAACCCAUGAAGGGUAUGCUCACUGGUCCCAUCACCUGCCUCCGGUGGUCUUUCCCUCGUGACGAUGUCCACCAGUCCGUCCAGGCCCAGCAACUGGCUCUUGCCCUCCGUGACGAGGUCAUCGACCUCGAGGCUGCUGGCAUCAAGGUCAUCCAGGUCGAUGAGCCUGCCCUCCGUGAGGGUCUUCCUCUCCGUUCCGGCAAGGAGCGUGAGGACUACCUCAAGUGGGCUGUCCGCUCCUUCCGCCUGGCCACUACCGGUGUCAGCGAUGGCACUCAGAUCCACUCUCACUUCUGCUACUCUGAGUUCCAGGACUUCUUCCACGCCAUUGCUGCGCUGGAUGCUGAUGUUCUGAGCAUUGAGAACAGCAAGUCUGAUGCCAAGUUGCUCAAGGUCUUCAUUGACGAGGCCUACCCCCGUCACAUCGGACCCGGUGUGUACGACAUCCACUCCCCUCGUGUUCCUAGCGAGCAGGAGAUCAAGGACCGUGUCGAGGAGAUGCUCCAGUACCUCCGUCCUGACCAGCUCUGGAUCAACCCUGACUGCGGUCUGAAGACCCGUCAGUGGCCCGAGACUAAGGCUGCUCUGAGCAACAUGGUCAACGCAGCCAAGUACUUCCGCGAGAAGUACGCCAAAUAAAUGGUUUACCAUAAUUAAUAACAACCCAUGAAGGGGCGGCAUUCUCAACCUGUCGCUUCGGGAGAGACGAAUACGUUUCGUUUAAUGAUGAGUUACGAUGAUGAUACCAAAAGUUCAACAUAUGGGUUCAGGAUUCUUAGAGAUAUCCCGGGGGUCAACGGAGUUUUCAACAUUCACGAUUUCAACAUCGGCGCAAAGCCAAACAUGGACAUGAUUGCAAGUUCAGCGUUCCCUGAUGUCGGGGAUAUAGUUGUUUCUUUUUCUAAUUUUCCCCGUGUUUUCUUCUCUGAGAGAGGAGGCACGGGUGAGAUUGUCUUGUGGGAUUUCGCCGAUGAUUUUUCCAAAUAUUUCAACAAUUGUGUAUAAUCAUACAUACAUGGGUGGUCACCACCUUUCAAAUUUAAUACAAGACGGUGUUCCAACCGAACUUGAUUUCACAUUA